AUGGAAAAGGCCGCCACCGACACCGGCCGAAUAACGGAUGAAGCUUGCCGGCCAGCUCGUCCCCAAUCAAACCCCUGCGCAGAUCCCGAAGGCCAUCUUGAGCCGUCAACAGUCGAACAACACCUACCUACGGUACAGGAGCCUGACAUCAACGCAGAUGGAUUUCCUGAAGGCGGCAAACAGGCCUGGAUCGUGCUUUUCGGGACCUGGUGUGUUCUGUUCUGCACUUUCGGUCUCGGCAAUAGCAUCGGCGUCUUUCAGACAUACUAUGUCAAUCAUGCACUCCGCGAAUACUCCUCAUCGGCUAUAUCGUGGAUUACCAGCUUCAUGCAAUGGGUUUUGAACUUUCUGCCCAUAGUCUGGGGUUUUGUAUUUGACAAGUUUGGUCCAAAAUGGCUUUUGGUCAGCGGGACCACUAUUUAUGUGUUUGGCAUUAUGAUGCUUUCCUUGGGGACAGAGUACUAUCACUUCUUCCUCGCCCAAAGCAUCGUUUGCCCCAUCGGAGCCAGUGCGGUCACUAGCGCGAGCAUGUCGUGUCUCAUCACCUGGUUCCACCGUCGACGUGCUACUGCUUUCGGCAUCAUGAUGUCCGGGUCAUCUGUUGGCGGUAUUGUUUUGCCUAUAAUGAUCCCCAAGAUGAUAGACAGCGUCGGGUUCCCUUGGGCAAUGCGAGCCGUGGGGUUCAUGUUUUUAUUCCUUCUUAUGAUUGCUUGUGCCACCGUCCGGUCUCGACUUCAAUUGGAGAGGAAGCCGGUGGACAUGAGAGAAUACAUACGGGGAAUUCGAGAGCCAACCAUGAUGUCGACCGUUUUUGGACUUUUCUUGGUAUUCUGGGGUUUAUUUCUGCCUUACAACUUUGUGAUAUUGCAGGCCAGGGCGCAGGGUAUGGAUGGUAACCUCGUCAUAUACCUGCUGCCGAUUAUGCACGCGUUUGGAAUAUUUGGCCGUGUUAUACCGGGGCUUGUGGCAGACAGGAUUGGUCGGUUCAAUAUUAUGAUAAUCCUUGCCACACUCACAGGCAUCGCCUGUUUUGGCCUUUGGAUUCCAAUCAGCAACGACGCCGGCAUUCUGGUAUUUACGGCGGCCUUUGGAUUUCUUUCGUCGGGCUUGACAUCAAUCGGACCAACUUUGAUCGCGCAAAUCUCCGAUAUCAGGGAGAUCGGCGCCCGGACAGGAACCGCUUUUGCCUUUCAAUCAUUUGGUGCCCUCACAGGAAGUCCAAUAGCAACCAGUGCGAUCGAUGAUGCAUAUUGUGCUUUUAAUGUCCACCUCGUGAGGCUCAACCGGCUCCCAAGAUCCCUACCAGACAACGGUUGCAUAUCCGAUGCGAGCGCAGGGGCGGAGCCGGGGCACAGGAUCGUGCCGAGCGAGCGGAACCAGCGUCCAGCCAGCGGGGCCGCAUCUCUUUGCCGCGGCCAGGGAUCCGUGGCCUCUGGGACGGCUAUGCCUAAGCGUGUUGAUCUGCGCAUGAUUCAGCACUCACUCACGCACGUUAGCCAGCCCACAACCAGUGGGGAACAACACCCACAAGCCUGUGAAGCAGACAUGGAGAACCUCUACCAGGGCUUCCUAAGACAUUCUCAAACAAUGACUGAGUCGAUAUCCGAGAUUUUGGCGGUCCAAAAGCCAGCCGGCAUACCAUGGCGUCUCAAAACAGCAGAGCUCAUACCCGAUGCCCAGUGGCAAAUGCUCUUGGCUAUCAUGGACGCAGUCGUGCCCAGCAUUCAGAGAAAGUCGACAGCACCAAAACGAAAGUCUAGAUCAACAGCCUACAUCUCAGACAGCCGCUAUCAAGAUGCAGUGUCACAUCUGAAGAAGAACACGGUGCUGCUCGAUCAUGCGUCUGAGGAGGAGUUGGACAAGUACCUAUCGGACAGGCCGACAGAUGACCUGCUAUUCCAGCAAGUUCUGAAGGGAAUGCUGCAUCAUGUUCCUGAGGACUUGAUGACGUUGCUGUCACGGGUUCUCUAUAUACUCACCACCCAAGCCGGCAGUCUCGUCCUCACCGGGUAUAUGACGCCCAUCACCGGUCUAGCAAUAGAGGACCGCACGAAGAUUCUCAACAGAUGGGCCAACAGCAAUCUCUACCAGAUCCGUGGGCUCUACAGACAGCUCACCACUUUGGGCAAGAUUGUCUUCAGUGCCACCAACCCGACUUUCCACACUCUUUCUGGAUUUCCCACGACACCCCAAGGCUGGAAACCGCCGACCGGCUACCCGUACGAAUUCAUUCAGUUCCAGUCAGCUUCGACUCCAGCCUCUGGCGCAAAAGCCCAGCCCAAGACUCCACCGGUCGAGAUCGAAACCGAUGUAGUGAUAGUCGGCUCAGGCUGCGGCGCCGGCGUCUGCGCUAAGAAUCUCGCCGACGCAGGCCACCGGGUCCUGGUCGUAGACAAGGGCUACCACUUUGAUGCGUCGUCCUUCCCCAUGGCGGCAGGGGAGGCCUUCUUCCACCUGCUCGAGGGAGCAGUUACGACGGCUAGCGACGACAACAGUAUCUCCGUCGUGGCAGGGUCGUGCUUCGGCGGCGGCGGCACCGUCAACUGGAGCGCCAGCCUGCAGCCGCAGGGCUUUGUGCGCGACGAGUGGGUGCGGGAGCGCGGGCUUGAUUUCUUCGGCACGCAGGAAUUCCAGAACUGUCUGGACCGCGUGUGCGGGCAGAUGGGCGUGCACGAGGACUUUGAGCCGAACCAUGGCAAUGCACUGCUGGUUGAGGGCGCCCGAAAGCUGGGCUGGUCCGCCAAGAAGGUCCCGCAGAACACGGGCCGGUGUGCACACGCCGAUGGACACUGUGCGUUGGGCUGCUCGACUGGAGAGAAGAAGGGCCCGGUGAAUGGUUGGUUCCCCGAUGCGGCUAAGAACGGGGCGAAGUUCAUCGAGGGGUUCAAGGUGAAGAAAGUACUGUUUGAUGAGAGCGGAAAGAGGAAGGCUGUGGGCGUUAUUGGCACGUGGACGAGCCGUGGCAAGAAUGGCAAUGUAGACGGACCAGAUGAGGAAAAGAUCGUGAGAGACGUGGUUGUAAGGGCAAAGAAGGUCAUCGUCAGCAGUGGCACUCUGUGGAGCCCGAUCAUUUUGAAGAACAGUGGCCUCAAGAAUCCCCAAAUAGGCCGAAACCUCUACUUGCAUCCAGUCAACGUUAUGCACGGCUUCUUCAAAGAGGACGUCCGGCCAUGGGAGGGCGGCAUCCUGACCACGGUAGUUAACACUUUCGAGAACAGCGACGGCAGAGGCCAUGGAACCAAGCUUGAGUGUUUGUCCAUGAUGCCCUGCUUCGCCAUUCAGUUCCUCAACUGGGCGGACGGCGUCGACUUCAAGCUCCUGACCCUCAAGUACCGCCACAUGAACAGCUACAUCUCCAUCGUGCGCGACCGCGACACUGGCUCCGUAUACCCAGACCCGUCAACCGGUCAGCCCCGUAUCAUCUACACGCCUUCUGCCUUUGACCGCAAUCACGCCAUGAUCGGCAAUGUUGCACUCGCGAAGAUACUUUACCUCCAGGGUGCGAUUGAGAUUCACGCCGGGCUUGCCGGAAUGAGGCCUUUUAUCCGCGAGGAAACCCCCUCCUCAACAGCUCCUGCGCCCGCACCGCCCACAAAUGACAUUGUCAGCACUGUAUCCGAUGCUGGUGUUGCCGACCCGCGCUUCAAGGCCUGGCUCGCAGAGCUCGAGAGGCACGGCAACAAACCACCCACGGCCAACUUCUGCUCCGCGCAUCAGAUGGGCACGAACCGGAUGAGCACGUCGGAGAGGACAGGCGUGGUCGACCCGCGCGGCCGCGUCUGGGGCACUGAGGGCCUGUAUGUGAGCGACGCGAGCGUGUUCCCCAGCGCGAGUGGCGUCAAUCCCAUGGUGACAAAUAUGGCCAUCUCGGAUUGGAUCUCGAGAAAUGUGGCAGGCGACCUCGCGAGAGACGGAUCUGGGGAAAGGGCGAAGUUGUGA
This is a messenger RNA of Diaporthe amygdali, 3939 nucleotides long. RefSeq names its product long chain fatty alcohol oxidase. The coding region runs from base 1 to 3939 and encodes 1312 amino acids. The transcript is spliced from 10 exons. Gene Ontology annotation, biological process: transmembrane transport. Gene Ontology annotation, molecular function: oxidoreductase activity, acting on CH-OH group of donors; flavin adenine dinucleotide binding; transmembrane transporter activity. Lineage: Eukaryota; Fungi; Ascomycota; Sordariomycetes; Diaporthales; Diaporthaceae. The record is from RefSeq and is a predicted model, not a curated record.